AUGGACUCUCAACUCCCCACCUCAGACGGCAGCAUAGUUGAAGCCACCAUCGCCGACCUAACAGCAGCACUCACGUCCCAACGCACGACAGCAGUCGACCUCGUAACAUCCUACCUGCUCCGCAUCGCAACAUACGACACCCGCAACACAGCCUUGAACUCGAUUCCGCUCCUCAAUCCUAAUGUCUUCACUGAAGCCGCCGCCUCGGACGCACGUCGGGCAGCUGGCCAGCCACUCGCGCCUCUGGAGGGCAUUCCCUUCACGGUCAAAGACAGCUACAAGGUCCGCGGCAUGACUGUCGCUAGCGGCAGUGAAGCCUUCCAGCACCUCAUCGCAAGCGAAGAUGCAUUCACGGUCAAGACCCUGCGAGAUGCGGGUGCCAUCCUGAUCGGCAAGACAAACAUGUGUCCCAUGGCCUUUGGCGGGAUGCUCCGCGGUGUCUACGGACGGGCCGAGUCGCCGUAUAAUGCGCAGUACCUUGCGGCGGCGUUUGCAUCGGGGUCAUCGAAUGGCAGCGGUGUCUCGACCGGGGCUUCUUUUGCCGCCUUCGGUAUGGGCGAGGAGACAGUGAGUUCGGGCAGGAGUCCCGCCAGCAACAACGCCUUAGUGGCUUAUACACCGAGUCGAGGCUUGAUCAGCAUUCGGGGCAAUUGGCCACUGUAUCCGACGUGUGAUGUUGUGGUCCCGCAUACGAGGUGUAUGGAUGAUAUGUUGACCAUACUGGACAUCCUGACGAUGGAAGAUGAAAAUACGAUUGGCGACUUCUGGAGGGACCAGCCGUUUGUGGAGACGAGGAAUAAAUGGCUACGGAGGCCGAGCUCUUUCGCUGACAUCAAGGACGCCCACUUCUUGAGCGGCAAGAAGAUUGCGGUACCAGCGAUGUAUAUUGGGCAAUCUUCACAUGAAACAGGCGUCUACACAUCGGAUGCGGUCAUUGAUCUCUGGUCCCAGGCAAAAGCCGAUUUCGAGGCAUGCGGUGCAACAGUUGAGGUUGUGCAAGACCUUCCGGUCAUGAGACUGUACCAAGACCCGUCAUCGUCGAAUGCGGAGGAGCUUCCAGAGUAUCUGAGACUGCCGGAGGACUGGAAUUCGUCUGAAAGGGGUACUUUGAUCGCUCACGCAUGGGAUGACUUUCUGCAGAUCAACGGCGAUCCAAGCCUAUCCAAACUGGCCGCAGCAGACUGGACGAAAUUCUUUCCCCAGAUGUCACCCGACGACCCUCAACUGCGGUUCUCUGAAGUGGCUAAUGCAGUGCAUUGGUCGAAGUUGGCUUCGUACGUCGAAAACAACGUCAAGUGCGUGGCCUCUGGAAGCAGCAAAAUUUACGACGUCCCACACCUUUCUCGAGCUGUCACAGCUUUGGAAAACAUGCGCAAGAGGCUGUUCGAGGACUGGAUGUCGAUAGAGAAGUUCGAUUUCGUUGUUUUUCCAGCUGCAGGCGAUGUCGGUUAUGCGGAAGCAGACAUCGAUGUUGAUCUAGCCAGGCACACGUGGAGGGAUGGCGUCAAAUACAGCAACGGGAACAGAUGUUUGCGCCAUCUAGGUAUUCCGAGCAUCACGGUGCCGAUGGGGAUGCUCCGGGACAAAGGUAUGCCGAUGGGGUUGACAAUUCUGGGCAAGGCCUACGACGAUGUCGAUAUCUUGAAAGCCGGUUACGCUUUUGAGCAAAGGCGGCAAGGGAGAGUGGCGCCGCCUCGCACGCCAACCCUUCCAACGGACGUCCUGUGUGGCGAGAGACUGGAUCUCGCAGCUCCCCCACCAAUGCUCGAGAUGACAGACUGCCAUGCCACGGCGGUCUCAAAGCUCGAGCUCGUCAUUGCAAUUGAAGGUAGAGUGGGAAUUCCAGAACAGAUAUCUAGAACGGGUGUCCGACCCGCAGUGGAGGUGUACAUCGAUGGUAUCAAAAAUCCUGAGAGCGGUCUGAAGUUGAGUCCCAUUAAUGGCAGCAACAUGUUCAACUUUCGCGGCGAAUGGGCAGUCCCAGCACCGCCUGAGCAGGAUGAACGGAACAAAGUCGUGGGACGAAUCGCAAGGGACGGAACCAUGAUCAUCGUCCGAGCAAGGAACGGUUCUGGUGGUCGUCCAGCUGGCGUGCUGCGCUUGCUGGAUUCUAGAGAUACUGGUAGCUGA
This is a messenger RNA of Cyphellophora europaea CBS 101466, 2130 nucleotides long. RefSeq lists its product as uncharacterized. The transcript has a single exon. The coding region runs from base 1 to 2130 and encodes 709 amino acids. Lineage: Eukaryota; Fungi; Ascomycota; Eurotiomycetes; Chaetothyriales; Cyphellophoraceae. The record is from RefSeq and is a predicted model, not a curated record.